This is a messenger RNA of Belonocnema kinseyi, 4897 nucleotides long. RefSeq names its product ubiquitin carboxyl-terminal hydrolase 31-like. The coding region runs from base 218 to 3046 and encodes 942 amino acids. The record is from RefSeq and is a predicted model, not a curated record. Gene Ontology annotation, biological process: protein deubiquitination. NCBI's taxonomy places the organism in Eukaryota, Metazoa, Arthropoda, Insecta, Hymenoptera, Cynipidae. The transcript is spliced from 4 exons. Gene Ontology annotation, molecular function: cysteine-type deubiquitinase activity.
UUGUUGUAUAAUCGAAGCGUCACGACUCGCGAUCGCGAAUCGUCGUGGAAGGUCGUGUCGUAGAAAAAGGCAAAUGGCCGCCGUGGCGCGACGAAAGACUCGCAAGUUUCUACACGCGAGAAUUAUCCGGCAUGUAAAAAAUUAUUAAGAAUUACGCGAACCAAACAUCCCGUGAUGUGAGGACCGCGAGUGGUUUUCUUCUUUUUGUUCGCCGGCGAUGAGCGUCGUCGAUGAUAAUAUCGGCACGGUGAUGAAAUCGGUGUCGGAAGGUGAGCUGGGCGUGGAAGAGGUUAAACCCAGCAGGGACCUAAAAACCCGGGACUCAGGAUCUCGGCUAAAACGGACUUUCACCCUCCCCAAGAACCCGUUCCAGGGUGGCACAAGGAUGUCAAGACGUCCGAAACAUCCUCGCGACUCAAAGGAAAACGCUCUCAAUUCCAAGGAAAACAGUCUCAACGCCAAGGAAAAUGUCAGAAACAACAUGCAGAUUGAGCAGCGAACACAGAACCUGCAGCAGGUCCCCAGGUCCCACACUAAUUACAUCUACAAUGAGAGAAAUGGUGCGAAGAAGGUUUUCCGGACGCCUUCCAUAAGGAGGAUUUUUAGGCAGCUUGUGCAACGCGUGGGAGUGCAAAACAAAAACUUGUACAAAAAUGAACUUAGCUCAAGUAGUGCAAGUGACCUCAGGGUGCCUCCACCUAGGCCUCCGCAUAUACCUUCAGAUCGUGUUCCUGGUGUUACAGGACUCAGGAAUCACGGUAACACGUGUUUUAUGAACGCAGUGCUUCAGUGUCUGUCACACACCGACAUCCUUGCGGAGUAUUUUGUGCUCGACCGAUACAAGGAUGACCUCUCCAGGAGGAACAAGAUUAAUUCGAAGAAGUACGGUACCAAGGGUGAGAUCACGGAGCAAUUGGCACUGCUUCUUAAAGCGAUUUGGAGCUGUCAAUAUGAUCCUGAAAUGAGCACGGCAUUCAAGAGUGUCGUGGAUAAGUACGGCAGCCAGUACAGGGGCAACCUGCAGCACGAUGCCCAGGAGUUUCUGCUUUGGUUGCUUGAUAAAGUUCAUGAGGAUCUUAAUACUGCGACCAAAAAGAAGUACAAGAUUAUCAAGAAUUCGUUUGGAAGGCCAGACGAAAUUGUCGCAGAGGAGACCUUGUUCAACCACAUAAGGUGCAACAACUCUUUUGUUCAACAUCUUUUCCAAGCACAAUUCCGGUCGAGCUUAACAUGUCCGAAGUGUAAACAACAGUCAAACACUUUCGAUCCAUUCCUCUGCGUCUCGGUUCCAGUACCUCAAAAUCAUCGACAGAUCAAUCUUUUUGUCAACGUUCUCUACACUUCACAGCAGCCCCGACAAGUUAGGAUUGGAGUCAGUGUCAAUCAAGCAGCAAACGUCAAGGAACUGAGAGAAAUCCUCGCAAGUGAUACUGGAAUCGACGAGAAUCACAUGCUUCUCACUGAAGUAUACGACGAAGGAUUUCAUAGGACCUUUUCCGACUGUCAACCGCUCUCUGUGAUCACUGAAAAUGACCCUCUCUACUGCAUUGAACUCCCUCAGCUGAAGGAACCAACUGAGCAGGCCUACAUCCUCCUAGUCUGGAUCAAUGUCCUGGUAAAAGGCGACCUUCGAGAAAGAUUCGGAAGUCCGUACACGAUGCAAAUUUCCCGAGAGACUUCCUACGAAGACCUUCAGAAGCUCCUUCUCAAGGAAAUGCACACAACCCUCGCCGAUGACGUCCUAACAUCAAGUCAGAAUCCUGGACUCUUCAAUAUCCGAGUCGCCGAUCCAGUCGCGACUCCCAUUCAGGACGAGCAUCCCUGCAUAGACCCUUGCGUCGAACAUCCACUCUACACUGAACAAAUCGAACAAGCCUUGGCACUUUGUGCCGACGACUCUGGUCCUCAACACGUCAAGUUGAUUCUCGAAUGGGAUGAGUCUGCCAAAUCCAGCAUCAUCCAGGACGACUCGGACCAGAUCGAAGAGCACGCAAGCGUGAAACAGCUGAAGACCAACACCGAACUCGGAGGCACCGUUACACUCGAAGAGUGCUUCGAUUUGUACACUCGAGAGGAGACCUUGGGGGCGGAAGACGCCUGGCACUGUCCUUCCUGUAAUCGAAAACAGGAGGUCGUGAAGAAACUUGGUCUUUGGACGCUGCCUCACAUCCUUGUCAUCCAUCUCAAGAGGUUUCGUCAGCAGUCGAAGCAAAGAUCGACCUCGAAAUUAACGAUGUUGGUCGAUUUUCCCCUCUAUGGAUUCGACAUGACGCCUCAUCUCGCUCACAAUGGAAUCCAGUCGCACAAUAUCGCGAAUCUCGGAGUUAUCGGCUGGUCCCCAUGGAAAAAGCCGCGACCGCGACAACAGCAACAGCAGCAGCAGCAGAAUAUUUCCAAGUAUGACGACAACGUCUAUGAUUUAUAUGCUAUUUGCAAUCAUCAUGGACAGGAUCUUCAGGGAGGACACUACACGGCUUUCUGCAGGAAUCCGUAUGACACUCAGUGGUAUUGCUUUGAUGACACGAGGGUGGAAGCCGUGACGGAAACGAACUUGAUCACCAACUCGGCCUAUAUGCUCUUUUAUCAGAAGAGGCAGAAUAAUUCGACUGGGAACUCGUCGGCGGCUUCAACCAGUUCUGCGGGGUCGGGACUUGAUCACUGGGUUUCGAGGAUGCCCCCGUUCUAUUUUAAUAACAAGAACAGCUGUAAUAUUGGUAGUAAUAAGCAGAGCAAGUCGCAGGAGGUGCUCUGCCAAGAGAAGAUUGUCGAGGAGAAAAAUUUGAAUAACUUUAAUCGGGGAUGCAGAAAUUAUGCGACGUUACAACCGCAGAAGAGGAAUGUUGCGACGGAGACGGAUUGUGGGGAGGUGGACCGAUACUCGGACGUUGAGGCUCCUACGGACUUUCCAUCGAGGAGGGAUUGGGCAUCACCGAAACCUGUGAGACGGACCUCGUCGAUCACUCUAACUCCUCACGUUCCACAGGCAAUAAUUCAGAAUGCCAACAGUGAUUCAGACACAACAGUGAUACACGAAUCAACAUUGUAACACACAAUUUAAGCCAGACACCUCACGUCUGGCUCGAGCUUGGCUCAACGAGUGCCUAGAAGCUGGCGUUUCCGUUAAGGCUGAACUCAACGCAAGUAGAGAGAAAAAACAAAACAAAAAAAAAGACAAUUCAGUAGCCCCUAAGGCACUUUCUCAAGAACGCAUCAAUAUUUUUAGCCUGGCUAGAAUUUGAACUCCGAUCUUUCGCUCAGACUUUGUACAAUUCCUGAUUCCUAAUAAUACUAUGGCAGACAAAAAGAAAAACAAACAAAAAACAAGCCAAACUACAACUACAACGAGAGAUAAUUCAAAAAGUUUUUGCUUUUCUUUGAAAUUCUAUUUCUAUAUGCGUCGAGGAUAGAGAGCGUGUUUUUGGAAAAUGAUAAGUUCGAGGCAUUAGCGAAUUUCAUAUUUAUAGUGUAUUUGUACGGAUCGCGUGAGUUGCUAUUACAAAAGUGUAGAUGUUAAGGUAUUUUCACGAGGAGAGUGUGUUGAAAUCUUGAUAUCCAAUAGAGCAUUUGUAAACCUGGUAAAUUGUCCCCACUAAAGUGUCAAUGUGAUUGUCGGUUUGCAGAAAGUCCGAAAAAAAUAUAUAUAUAGAAUAGAAUAGAAUCUGAUUUUAUUUGACUUGUGUAAAAUGCGUGUUUUGUGAUUUGUAAUUUGUAAUACGAGAUUUGAGAUUUGACUUUGAUAGCACGUGUUGGGUUAUUCUUUUAAAACCGAAACUUUUGACAAUAAAUAAGCGAUUGCUUGAGGGUUUGAUUUUAAUCGAUUUAGUGUGACAUUUUUAGGACAAAGCAAAUAAUGCUCAAUCUUUUUCGGACACUGGAAUCCGACUUUUGCUCUGAGUCCAGUUUCGCUUAGCUGUAAUAUUUAUAUUGUAUUUUGUAUCACCCACUAGUGGCCUUACAUAAAUAAUCAAUAUCGAUACAUCAAUAAUUCAAUAUUCACACUUGUAUAAUCAUACUAACUAAUUAUUUUCAGCAUUUUUUUUAUUACGGUAUGAGAGAAAGAAAAAAAAAUGUCGCGCGAGGGCCACUGGGCCAAGAAAUGGGAAACAAUUAUGGGAAAUGGCCUUUUACAAGUACUUCUCUUCCAAUCUUCAAUGUUCUUCCACGAUUUAAGACUCGAUGCUUAAAACUCUGCUUUUUUUGUUGUUGUUGUUGUUGUUGUUGUUGUUGUGAAAACAAAUCCGAGAGAAUUAAAGACUUCUCGGCGCAGUGACUUUUCUCCGCGACAAAGGGCACCAAUACUUUUCAGCUAUUUUGUAUUAUUAAAUACUUUUAACCUCUCAAUUUUAAUCACCAUUCCAGUUGUGAGGAGAUUUUGACUUUUGAGACGUGAGAGAGAAUAAAAGUGGGAGAGAAUGUGAACGGGAGAGUAUUAAAUUUAGAGAAAAAAACAGUGAGAAAGAUUUAUAUAGAAGAAAUAUAUAUAUAUGUGUGCGUGUGCGUGUGCAUGUGUGCGCGCGCGCGCGCGCGCGCGUGUGUGUGUGUGUGUGUGCAUUGCGUAUAUAUUCAUAUUGAAGAGAGAGAGAGAAAGAAAAAUAUGUAUAUAUACGUAUGAACAUAGAGAGUGGCAGAUAUUUAAGUUAUUUUAAAGUAAUGUUUACAACUAGUCACACGAAUCGUGGCCAAGGGUAGAGAAACACACGCGAUUUAAAAUAGAAAAUAAAUUGAAGUUCUAAAACGAAGAGGAGAGAUGCAUUCUAUUACCACCUAUUGUGACAAUUAUUAUUUAGAAAAAGUUAUUAUGUAAUCUUGUUAACCGACUGAGGGAUAUUAUCAUUACGAUUGUCGAUACAUAUAUUGCUAAGAUUUUGUUGAAAUAAAUAGAGAAUGUAUAUGUGAA